AUGUUUCAUAAUCGGCGAGGUAUUCCGAAUAGUAUGUCACAAGACGCCAUCUUUGGGGAAAAUAAUAAAUAAAAACACCAAAACAAAACAUUCUUUCACACAGAACAUAUCGACAACCGGGUAUUUGAUGUGAAAGAGAAGAUAUGAUAGGUUGGACACAGAAGGUUUAUGGCCUUGUUGUGUUGAUACUGGCUGUUACAAAGGGCAAUGUUGUUGUGAAAACAAAUAAUGGUUCUCAGACUGUGACCUACUUUUAUGACAAGGCUGCUGCAUUUGGACCUUCUAUACCAGAUAAAGGAAUAGUGGGUUAUGUAUUCAAUGUGAACCCACCAAAUGCCUGUCGUCCAGUGAAUCCUCCUCCAGACAACUUUACAAAAUGGAUAGCCCUGAUAGCAAGAGAUAACUGCACCUUUGUUGAAAAGAGUCGUAAUGUCCAGCGCCAUUUUAUGGCGGCCAUUGUGUAUAAUUCUGAGAAUUCAUUGAACCGUGAUGAUCCCAUUACUAUGGGAGGCGGUAGGCGUCUUGUCCGUAAUAUGCAAAGUUGGUCAGUGGCUGCCAUUGUUUACAAUUACCAUGAUGAGAAUGGCCUCAUUCCCAUGCCAGGAGAAACUUGGCCUGUUAAUUUCAGCUACAAGGUUUACAUAGAUGAUAAAGAGGGCAUUGAUAUCCCCUAUAUUCUCUGGCCCUUUGCUGUUGUCAUAGGAACCUGUUUUGUUCUCAUGUUUAGUUUUAUGGUUGUAAAGUGGUGCCGAGACUUCAGAAGAAAGAGACGAUCUCGAUUGUCGGCCAAACAUCUUAAGAAGAUACCUGUUAAAAAGUUUAAGAAAGGAGAUGAGUAUGAUGUGUGUGCUAUAUGCCUGGAUGAUUACGAGGAAGGAGAUAAACUCAGACUUUUACCUUGUAGCCAUGUAUAUCAUACAAAGUGUAUAGAUCCAUGGCUUACAAAAAGUAAGCGUAGUUGUCCAAUCUGUAAACGUAAGGUGAUACCGGGGGAUGACCCCGACAGUGACAGUGAUACCUCGGAGGGUGAGGAGGACUCGCCCUCAGAAAGAACUCCCUUGCUGGCGGGAGGAUCGAGUGGGUCCAGUGAGAGAAGGUCAACUUUUGAUAACUCAGGGUUACCACAAACUGCUAGACAACCUCAUGUAUCACAUGUAAAUGAGAACAGAAGCCACACUUCCAGUGAUGAUUCUGACCAAUCAGAUUCUGAGAUUGGUGCUGUGGGUGGAGUCAGGCAUGUCAAUCUUUCUAAAAACAACCCACUUUUAUCUUUACCUAAGUCAUCCAAUCAAAAUGGAGAUAACAAAGAUUCGACCAAUCAGAAAGAGAGUCUUGAAACUUCAGCCAGUCACAGUGUUGAUGCUGUCAUAGAAACGAGUGGAGGGGCAGAUAACUCUGGUUUUGAUGAUACAGAUGUGAGUAGUUGUAGUUCAGGGGAGGAGCCAGAAUUUCAUGUCCCGGAAAGUGAUGUCAUUUUUAGCGAGCCAAGCAAAAAAGAUGAAAAGAAAUCAAAUGGAGUAGUCUAAAAAAUGGAACAAUAGGUGAUUAAGGUAUUGAAACUUUAAUGUUGAAUUAAUGUAGGUAUGUUUAGAAAUUAUAUACAUGUUAAUGAGAAUGAUUGUUUAACUUUCCUUUACCUUAAUGAAUGUAAAUUGAGGGGUAAGUCAAAUGUGAGAGGUUGAAAUUAUGUUAAUUUAAAUAAACAGAAUUAUUUUUGGCAUGUGUGGGUGUACUUUUUUUGUGCUCACUUGAUAAUUCUGGAAUAUAUCCACAGACGCCGGCAUCCGACAGUCUGUCAGUCAUAUUACAAGUAUCUAGUAACAAAAAUCCUUUCAUUGAUGUAUGGAAUUUCUAAACAUACCUAUGUACAAUACAUGUAUUUGUAAAUUCUAUUUCCAACCUUUUAUAAGGGAACUCAUUUUGUAGUAAUUUUUAUAUACUCUUGUUUGAUAUGAUGUAUGAUUUGAGCUGCGUCACGACAAAACCAACAUAAUGGGUUUGCGACCAGCAUCCGCACAGUCUGAUCAGGAUCUAUGCUGUUCGCUACCAGUUUCUUUACUUGUUAUAGGGCCUGUAAGCGAACAGCAUGGAUCCUGAUCAGACUGCGCGAAUGCGCAGGCUGGUCUGGAUCCAUGCUGGUCGCAAACACAUUAUGUUGGUUUUGUCGUGACGCGGCUCAUUUGUAUUUGUAAAUGAUUUUUUUAAGGACUUGUUUUAAAUGUGAAAACUGAAGUGUUUUUUAUGAUUUUGUCAUGAAAAUAAUGUUUGUUUCUGAAUUUCCUCAAAUUUUGGUGUAUUUAUUUUCGUUUGUCAAACUUUAAUGGCAGUUACUAUAUAUCAAUCCAUAGAGGAGUCGAAUUUUUCAGAUUUCCAUCACAAUUACAUUACAGGCUUCAGUGUAUUAAUUUUUAUUUGGGAACCUAUUCAUAUAAUAUUUUACGGGUUGGAUUAAUGUUUUGUUUAUUAUUUUAAUUCAUCAUUUUUUCAGGCAUUUGAGAAUUUCAUAUCCAUCAGUAUCAGGUGUAAGGUUAUUAAUAUUUUCAUUUCAGGAGCAUAAAUUUUAAUCUACUUAUCUCUAGUUUGAAAAGUUUACUAAAUUGAAGGACAAAUGGUGAAUUCAGAAAUAAACAUUUUUUUUCUUGUAUGGUCAAGAAAAACAUAAUAAUGAAUGAGGAUAUUCUAUGUUUAUGAAGUUUUUAUCAAUUGAACUGUGAUUUGUACACCAUAAACUUGCCCAAAGCUUAAUUUUUUCAAAUGAUUUUUUUUUUCUGAAGUUAAAAACUUAAGUUGAGACAGUGCACAGUGCUGUGUUGUUAUUAAUACAUGCACAUCAAAAAUUAUGCAAACUUCAUAUUUCUAAUAUUUAUUUUGAAAGGCAUGCUGUUAUAAUUUUGUUUUUUAUUGUCGCUUAAUCCUUGCUUAAACUUUCAUGGACUUAUCCUGCUAAAGUUUUUGUACCAAACUUGCCAGGUUUUACAGUUGGUACGGUAUGUCAUCAGUGAAAGGGAUGUUCGAAAAUAAUAGAAUUUAGCAGCUGUUAGGUUAGAGUUUGGUCAAAAUACAUUCCCAAAUCAUGAUUGAUUUUAGCUGUUGUAACUAGGGUUAAAGAUGUGACAAGUUUUUCAUUACACCACUUGAACUUCACCAAUGUAAAGUGAAAAUAAUCAGGUUUAAAAAUUGGUUAAAAUUUUAGACCUAACUUUGAUCUAGAUUUUUAUCGUCAUGAAUGAAUACAAGGCCUGAUCAUUUUGCCCCCAAUAAAAAAAAAGCUUACUGUGAUUGGGUGCUCUUUUGAUUCUAAGGUCUUUGUUAAGUAGAUGAACCGACAUGAGAUCAUAAGGUCAUAGGUCAAGGUCAAAUUGAAACUUGGUCUAGUCAAUAAAUUGAGACAUAGUUAGUCUAGGUUUUGUCAAACUUUAUAUCAUAGGGACAUUGCCUGUGGCCAGAAGUGUUGAUUUCAAGGUCAGUAAGUCAUAGGUCAAGGUCACUGUGAAACUUACUGUAAAAUUCUUGUUAAAUCAAUAUAGUUUCAUGAGUUAUAGUUUUGAAACUUACUAUAAUUAUUAUAUUUUAUUUAAUAAUAUAACAAAUUGACCUUUAUGAAAUAUGCAUAAGUAAAUAUGUAACCAAGACAGGCAAAUGAAGUGGGGUAUGAGUGUCCUGUGAACACACUGCUAUAAGUAUAUCAUGUUAUCAUACUUUCUUUCAAGAAUGAAUUAUUUACAAUGUGCUUUUUUAACAUACUUUAUUGUUAAUAUAUAUUCUAUUUGUAGCCUGGUUUAAUUGUGAUAUAUUUCAUGAUAUUUUGUUGAUUUUCUGUUCAUUUAAUGAAAUUUUGUUAUUUGUUUUUGCUUUAGAUAUUGUUGUUGUUGUAUUUUAUGUAAACUAUAGUCACAAUGCAUGUGCUGGAUAUAUUAUUAGAAUGACAAAAUAAGUAAAGAUGUAAGUGUAAGUCAACUAGUGUAAGCGCUUUUAUGCUGGAAGAUGUAACUUUAAUUUUUGUCUGACAAAAUACAUACCAUAGCAUAAAGGGACUCCACUGAGGUUUUCUUGACAUGACAGGACUGGAAAUAAUAUUUUAAGAUUUAUGUUCCAUUUGAUGUAGGUCUAGACCAAUAACUUGUGUGCCAAAUUUUGGAUCAUUCAAUCGCUCAAUUUUCCAGAAUAAUUAUUCUUAAUGUGAAAAAAUGAUCAAAAAUUGUUGCAAUGAUUUCCACUCAAAUUGGGCUAAGAAUAGCAAAAAAAUAUUAUUUUCAAUUUAUUUCUUUUUAUAUUUCUUAAUUAUCAUUUGCAUAUCUUUCUGUUUUAAGUGCCCCGGCUGAUUUAUGUUAGAAAUUAAAUGUUACAUUUUAAGGCUUUUGACCACAGUGGAGUUCCUUUAAAAGAAAUGUAGGUACAAAGAGUCUUAUAUGAUCUUUUUCGAAAAGGAUAGAAAUAUGAAAAAUUUUUAGUGUAAAUACAUUUCCAUUGUCAAAGAUGUGCCAAUGAAUUUAAUCAAAGAUUGAUUUAAAUAUUUAAAGAAGAAAAAAUACUUUAUUUUGUUGAAAUUUUUUUAACUUUC
Molecule: messenger RNA, 4561 nt
Organism: Ruditapes philippinarum (Manila clam)
Lineage: Eukaryota; Metazoa; Mollusca; Bivalvia; Venerida; Veneridae
Product: E3 ubiquitin-protein ligase RNF13-like
Exons: 11
Coding region: 144-1526 (460 amino acids)
Cellular component (GO): nucleoplasm; cytoplasm
Molecular function (GO): zinc ion binding
Source: RefSeq, a predicted model, not a curated record